GGCUGCUCCUGCUGCGGGUGGCUCUGGCUGUUGCUGUGGUUGCCGGAGUUGCGGCGGCAGCGGCGGCGGCGGCGCUGGCGGGGGUGGCGGCCCCGGCGGAUGUUGACAUUGUGUUGUUGUUCCUGCCCACGGUAAUGGCGGCGGCGGCGGCGGCCGGGACCGGGUCUCCUCUGUAGCCAGAGCCGACCCUGCCUAGCGCCAGCUCCGCGGCCUCCGCGCCCGCAGCCUCGCCAGCCGUUCCCCGCGGCCGCUCCAGAGCCAGGGCCCCGGGCGGGGGGCUCGCAGGCGCGGGAUGGCGGAUUUCGAUGAGAUCUACGAGGAGGAGGAGGACGAGGAGCGGGCCCUGGAGGAGCAGCUGCUGAAGUACUCUCCCGACCCGGUGGUGGUCCGCGGCUCCGGUCACGUCACCGUAUUUGGACUGAGCAACAAGUUUGAAUCAGAAUUCCCAUCUUCAUUAACUGGAAAGGUAGCUCCUGAAGAAUUUAAAGCCAGCAUCAACAGAGUUAACAGCUGUCUCAGGAAGAAUCUUCCUGUGAACGUGCGGUGGUUGCUUUGUGGCUGCCUGUGCUGCUGCUGCACGUUAGGCUGCAGUAUGUGGCCAGUUAUUUGCCUCAGUAAAAGAACACGAAGAUCGAUCGAGAAGUUAUUAGAAUGGGAAAACAAUAGGUUAUACCACAAGCUGUGCUUGCACUGGAGACUGAGCAAAAGGAAAUGUGAAACGAACAACAUGAUGGAAUAUCAAAGGUGUCAGGAGCUUAAUCUCCUGAGUGCAAGGAUUUUCUACGGUUCACAGAUGCCUGGGUUUCAUGUGCAAGACUGAUUUAUAAAGUUAUGAAUGACUUGAAAACAAGGCUUCACUGUGUUCUGAAAAAUAAUAAAUUAAUUGCCAAGAUAAAAUGGCCUGAACAUGUGUUGAUGGAGUGUGAAAUUUUAGAUGCUGUAUAAAGAAUAACCACACCCUUGGUCACGCAGCACGUCAGAUAUGGCGCUUUUAUAUAAUGCUAAUCAAGUUUCCAAGUAUGGAAGAGAACUUUUCAGCCAAGCUGUUGGAGCCUGAGAAGCCUUUAUAGACUUAGGUUGCCUGUGUACCUCAUGGCCUUAGAGGGUUUUCCGAAGGGUUACUAGAACAUUGCUUUUACAGUUAUCUUAAACGUAAACAGAUGUUAGCCAACCUGUUUUGCCCUUUAAGACAUGACUGAUUUUGGAUAAACACGCACACACACACAACCAUUUUAGAAUUUUAGUUUAUUGGUGCCCUGAUUUAUUUGAAUAAUUGUUUUCUUUUUGAAAAGUUCAGAAUACUUUAAGAAAAUUUUAAUUUAUUCUUCCUUGAGUUUGAGUGUUUUGCUUUAAAACAUGGAAAGGUUAUUACGUUAAAAGAACAAGAUACAAGAAAGGAAAUAAUUGUUGAAACUAAAACCGGGCUUUGUGCAGGACCUGGGUCUGCAUUUCUGAGGAACUUUCACUGUUGUUGAAGCAGUAUAACCCUCAUUGUGUAUAUGUAUAAAAGAUUUGUUAAAAAGUUUCCUGACUCUUCCGUUAUCAGACAGCCAAAUCUCCUUUCUCUCCUUUAACAUCAAAGAUAUUUUAUAUGUUCUUUCCUCAACCCCCAAACUAUCUCUGUUCACAAACUUAGUAAUUUAUUUAGGUCUUACCUUUAUGACCACAUGUUAAAUUUCGAGGUGGGAAAGACGUGUGCUGCUUCAUUAUCACCGUAAAACGGGAAUAGUUUGAGGUUGACCUGGCCGGGUACUAGUCAUUUCAUCGUUGAUGGUAAGAGCUCUAUCAUUGGGAGGACAGGAAGAGCUAUUUGAGACAUUUCAAGGAUUUCAUGAAAUAAUUUGCUGUUAUACAUUUAUAAACCAGAACACCAAGCUUAAACCUGAAGCUUUAAUUACUUUUUGCAUGUUUUUUUGAUUUACUUUCAAUAGAAAAAAAAUGAAAGUUAAUAACAAACUGGUUAUACCUGGUGGUAGAGCACAUGCCUACCACACAAGGGGUUUGAUUUCCUGCACUGAGAAAAGAAAAAUCUAAAUUACGUGAUUUCCAAGUGGAACUCUAUGAAGAACAUUCAUUCAAAGAGCAUAUGAACUGGAUUUUCUUUUAUCUUUAAGACAUUUUCUUAUUAAAAUUA
Molecule: messenger RNA, 2134 nt
Organism: Microtus ochrogaster (prairie vole)
Lineage: Eukaryota; Metazoa; Chordata; Mammalia; Rodentia; Cricetidae
Gene: Chic2
Product: cysteine rich hydrophobic domain 2
Cellular component (GO): Golgi-associated vesicle; plasma membrane
Source: RefSeq, a predicted model, not a curated record